AAUUCAUCUUCAUAUUUAGCACAAACACAUAUAUCACCUUAAAAUUCUUUCUUUCUCUAAUUGAUUUAGCCCUUCCAUCUUAUGAUUCUCUUUCCGAUACUAAAAACCCUUGUUUUCUUUUUUGUGCCCUUUGUAGUGGUAGAUAUUAGCAUCUGAUGAUCCAUCAAAGGAAGAUGGAAGCAUCGAGAAGAAAGUAGGUUAGCUGGUUCUUGUGUGUAUGAGUUGAAAUAUAUAUUAUCAAUUAGGAAUUAAGAAGAUCGAGAAGGAAUAAAAAUGGAUCCGGUGACAGCUCAUGGUCGCCCUCUUCCACCUCCUUUUCUCACCAGAGAUCUUCACCUGAAUCCACACCACCAUCAGUUUCAGCACCACCAACAGCAAAACUCUGAAGGUGAACAGAACCCUGGUCAGAAACGAGAUCGAGAUGAAGCCACCACCACAACUGCGGCCACCUCUGAUACUGAUGGAAAAGAACUGGCUAUAGCUUCGGGAGAAGGAGAAAUGACGAGACGGCCCCGAGGCCGACCAGCAGGCUCCAAGAACAAGCCCAAGCCACCUAUCAUCAUCACACGGGACAGCGCCAAUGCCCUCCGAUCCCAUGUGAUAGAAAUAGCCAACGGCUGUGAUAUCAUGGAGAGUGUAUCCACUUUUGCACGGCGGAGACAGAGAGGGGUUUGUAUCUUGAGCGGGACUGGAACGGUGACAAACGUAACUUUAAGACAACCGGCAGCACCUGGUGCAGUCGUGACCUUACAUGGAAGAUUCGAAAUUCUAUCGCUGUCUGGGUCAUUCUUGCCUCCCCCGGUACCACCGGCUGCAUCCUCAUUGACCAUAUAUCUAGCCGGGGGUCAAGGUCAAGUAGUUGGUGGAGGCGUGGUUGGGCCGCUUCUAGCGUGUGGUCCGGUGGUGAUUAUGGCAGCUUCUUUUGGUAAUGCGGCUUAUGAGAGGCUCCCGUUGGAGGAAGAGGAGGAGGAGCAAACCGCAGCCCAAAUGGAAGGAAGUGGACCGCUAGGAUCCCCAGGUAUCCCCGGCCAACAGCAGCAACAACAACUAAUGCAAGAUCCCAAUGCAUCUUUCGCUCAAGGAUUACCACCUAAUCUUCUAAACUCAGUGCAGUUACCCACAGAGGCCUAUUGGGGCACAGCUCGCCCUCCUUUUUAACAGAAUUGUAUUUCUUCUCCCUUAUCUUUCCUCUUGUUGUUUUCAACUUUUUUAACUUCUUCCACCCCCUAUUUCAUUCUUCUUCUUUUAUAUAAGAUAGUCAUGAGAUCAAUUAAUGUUUCAUCUUGCUUUUAAGCGAAGAAGGAUGUACAAAUUCCAUGGAUUUCUUUUUUAUUUAUUUAUUUUAUUUAUAAACAUAGUCUCCUUCUUCUUAAUGAACUGCGUCCUUUUUA
Messenger RNA from Rubroshorea leprosula, 1391 nucleotides. Lineage: Eukaryota; Viridiplantae; Streptophyta; Magnoliopsida; Malvales; Dipterocarpaceae. The record is from the annotation of a GenBank genome assembly.